This is a messenger RNA of Canis lupus familiaris (dog), 2232 nucleotides long. RefSeq names its product phosphatidylinositol glycan anchor biosynthesis class W (gene PIGW). Gene Ontology annotation, biological process: protein localization to plasma membrane; GPI anchor biosynthetic process. Lineage: Eukaryota; Metazoa; Chordata; Mammalia; Carnivora; Canidae. The transcript is spliced from 2 exons. The record is from RefSeq and is a predicted model, not a curated record. Gene Ontology annotation, molecular function: glucosaminyl-phosphatidylinositol O-acyltransferase activity. Bases 341 to 1852 code for a protein of 503 amino acids. Gene Ontology annotation, cellular component: endoplasmic reticulum; membrane.
CGCACGGGGCGCGGGGCGCACGUGGCCCGCUCUGGACGCCGGGUGGGAGUGAGGGGCUCCAGCUGGGACAAAGCACUCGGGGAACCUGGGCUGAGAGGGACGAGGCGCCGGCGUCCCGUGUUCCGGCGCGAGAGGCGCGGGAGCCAAGGCCUCACGGGGCCCCGUCCUUGGGUAGAGGACGCCGUGGUGAACACUGGGCCGGGCCCUCUGAUCCCGCCACUCUGAGGGACUCGUCGUGGGCUCGAGAGUGGCGGUGAGGCGUGGGACGCGUCCGCUCCGCUCGGCUCCGCACUGCUCUGACGGACCCGGGCGCGCGGCAGGCCCACCACAGGAAGAAAAAAUGUCUCAAAAGCAGAUGAAGGAAGCUUUUGUCAGUAACCACAAUGGAACCAGUGUGCUAGAAGUUACCCAAGGCCUGUGCUUACCUGCAUUCUGUAUCCUGUGCAGAGGGCUCCUGAUCAUUCUCUCACAGUACUUGUGUUCUUCACAUACUUGGAGAACUAGGCUAUUCAUUGACUUUGUUUUCUUAAUAGUUCCCCUGGUGGCAACUUUGACCAUUUUGUCUUCUUUUGUCCUCCUUGAGCACCUUGCUGUAAUUAUCCUUGGGGCAGGGCUAUUCUAUCAAAUAUACUGCAGAAGAACUUACUAUGCCAGAAUACCUGUCCAGAAAAUACUUGAAAAAUUCUUGAAAAUCAGUCUAGAAUCAGAAUAUGUUCCAGCCAUCUCUUGUUUCCGUGUAAUUAACAGUGCAUUUACUGCUGUUGCCAUUUUGGCUGUAGACUUCCCACUUUUUCCCAGAAGAUUUGCCAAAACUGAGCUCUAUGGGACAGGAGCAAUGGAUUUUGGAGUAGGAGGUUUUAUUUUUGGGACUGCAAUGGUUUGUCCAGAGGUUAGGAGAAAAUAUGCAGAAGAAGGGUCCAGAUUUUAUUAUCUUACAAAGUCAUUGUACUCUGUUUGGCCAUUAGUCUUCCUAGGAAUAGGACGAUUAGUCAUUAUAAAAUCCAUAGGCUAUCAGGAACAUUUAACGGAGUAUGGAGUUCACUGGAACUUUUUCUUUACCUUAAUGGUUGUGAAACUUAUAACAUCAUUGCUAUUGAUUAUUUUUCCUCUAAAUAAAUCCUGGAUUGUGGCCAUCAGCAUUAUUGUGUUAUACCAACUAGCCCUGGACUUUACCCCAUUGAAAAGGUUAAUUUUGUAUGGCACUGAUGGUAGUGGCACAAGGAUUGGUUUACUAAAUGCCAACCGAGAAGGAAUAAUUUCUACUUUGGGGUAUGUGGCAAUUCAUAUGGCUGGUGUGCAAACAGGGUCAUAUAUGUUUAAAAAAAGAUCACAUGUCAAAGACUGGAUAAAAGUAACAUACUGUAUUCUGCUGACAGCAAUUAGCCUCUUCAUAUCUCUUUACAUAGUUCAGGUAAAUGUAGAAGUUGUAUCUCGGAGAAUGGCCAAUUUAGCCUUUUGUAUUUGGAUAGUUGCUUCCAGCCUGAUCCUUCUUAGUAGUUUAUUAGUAGGUGAUAUAAUUUUGAGUUUUGCCAAAUUUCUAACUAAAGGGGCUAUCGUACCCUGUUCUUGGAAACCAGUCCAGCCAUCUGCUACCAGUAAAAAGCAUUCAGAAUCUCUAGUCUCCGAAGCUGAAAGAAAGGAAGCCAGUCUUUGUUUAAUCACAGCUAUGAACAGAAACCAGUUAGUGUUUUUCUUGCUAUCAAAUAUAACUACUGGUCUCAUCAACCUGAUGGUAGAUACGUUACACAGCAGUACUUUGUGGGCCUUAAUUGUGCUCAAUCUCUAUAUGUUUACCAACUGUUUAAUUAUAUUUGUGUUACACUUGCAAGAUAAGACUAUAAAAUUUUGGUGAUCAGUAUAGGUACAAAGUACUUGUGUUACACAACUAUUAUCUUAAUGAGGAGAAAUAUUAAAUGUGAAGAAAAUGGGCUUUUGGCAACCCAGUGUUAACCAUACUUUAUUAUAGAAUUGAGUUUCAAUCCUCUGUAAUAGUAGUGAUGCUUACUGUUCCAAUGUAUCUCAACAGUAUGUAAAACAAACCAAUAGAGAAUAGACAGAGCCUUGUGACUUGUUAGAAUAUUUAUUAAAUUCCACUAUUUAAAAGAAACUGGAGUCAUGACACUGAAAGAUUAGAUGGUAGAAAGGAGGAUUUUUACUUUCCAUCUUAUAUCAGAAACCAUUCUGUAUUUUUUUAUUGUAUGACUUUUAUAAUAAAAUUUACAUUAAAACAUC